CCUACUACUACUGCCUGCUCUCCUUCGCUCUCUCUGUCUGUCUGUCCCUCCCCUUGCCAACCUCUUCGUGCCUUGCUGCUUAGUGCAUCCUCUGCAUCCUCUGUAUCCUCUGCGUCUUCCCAGACUGCCCUCUUUUCCUGUGCGUCGCGAACCGAUCCAUCGCUGGCUCCCAUCGGCGCCUGCCGAUCACACAUCCCUACCGGCGCAACCAGCAACCAUUGUCCACCAAAUAACCAUCCGUUGUUGAAUUUUGCUACGCCGGUCUGCAGCUAUUUAUAAGUCGCUUUCGUCUUCUCCUCAGUAUCACUGGCGUGCCAGUGGUUCCAUCGUUCCGGCGGCGGCGCAUUCAGGAGCCGACCGGUGGCAGUGUCGACCUCAUCCUGGAGCGGCUACCAGAUGACUUUGAUUUUAUCAUAGUUGAUGCGUAGUUGUUACCAUGGGGUCUUUCUUCAAGAAUCUAAGGGGAAAUACGGGCCCGUACUCGCCUACGUCUGGCUUGAACCCCCCCAAAAAGGACCCCCAUGCUUUGCCGAUGACCCCUCUAGAGAAGAUGCUUUUGGACUCCGGUCCCGUACGAAAUGAUGGUAGUGACAAAUUUUUUGGCAUGGAGAAUUAUGGCAACACAUGUUAUUGCAACUCUAUUUUACAAUGUCUUUAUUAUUCUGUUCCCUUUCGAGAAGCUGUGAUCAACUACCCGAAGCGAACUCCGAUCGAAUCGUUGGAGACUGCGCUCGCAAAGAACCUGAAAUAUCAAAGUGUAGAGGCGUUUUUGGAAGCCGAGGCCGCCGCCGCAAAGGCGAAAAAUACAGCAGGGCCGUCUUCCUCGCGUAAUGCCGGUGUGCCUCCCCCUCAACCCCAGAAGCCCGAAGACAAGGAUUCGCCAGAAUAUAAGAAAAAGGUUGCAAUACAGACGCUUCCGCUUCUUGAUGCAAAAGAUAACUCUGCCAGCUAUGGAAUGUCGGAAUCACUCUUUACAUCUUUGAAGGAUAUUUUUGAAUCAGUGGUUGCUACCCAGUCUAAGAUGGGUGUUGUCCGGCCCCAGCAUUUCCUAGAGGUGCUCCGGCGGGAAAACGAGAUGUUUCGAUCAGCCAUGCAUCAGGAUGCCCACGAGUUUCUCAACCUCUUACUCAACGAAGUGGUGACAAAUGUCGAAGCCGAAUCGUCGAAACAGAUAGCUGAUCUGACUGACAAUUCUCUACCGAACGAAACCGCUGAUUCCGACCAGACCGUCGCCAUUACGGAGACCUCUACACAGUCCACACACACAAGAGUAGAUGGCUCAACCGGGUCAAAGACGCCAAAUACAAGCCGCUGGGUACACGAACUCUUCGAGGGCACACUAACUUCGGAAACUCAAUGCUUAACAUGCGAGAAGGUCUCUCAACGUGACGAAGUUUUCCUAGAUUUGUCAGUAGACUUGGAACAACAUUCAUCUGUUACGUCUUGUUUAAGGAAAUUUUCAGCAGAAGAAAUGCUUUGUGAGCGAAAUAAAUUUCAUUGCGACAACUGCGGAGGUCUGCAGGAGGCUGAAAAGAGGAUGAAAAUCAAACGAUUGCCCAAAAUUCUCGCGUUGCACUUGAAACGCUUCAAGUAUACCGAGGAUUUACAGAGAUUGCAAAAGCUCUUCCACCGGGUGGUUUAUCCCUACCACCUACGCCUGUUCAAUACGACCGAUGACGCCGAAGAUCCAGAUCGCCUCUACGAGUUAUAUGCAGUAGUCGUCCAUAUAGGUGGUGGUCCUUAUCAUGGUCACUAUGUGGCCAUUAUCAAGACUGAGGACCGUGGUUGGCUGUUGUUCGAUGAUGAAAUGGUAGAACCAGUUGACAAAAACUAUGUGCGCAACUUCUUUGGCGAUCGACCUGGAUUAGCCUGCGCCUAUGUGCUCUUCUACCAGGAGACCACCCUAGAAGCUGUUCAGCGAGAACAGGAACAGGAGGGCCUGAACCCAGUCAAUGGCACUGCGGAUGUCAAAGAAGGCAACGGUGUUCCACUCUCAUCUCCGUUGAACCACAUCCAAACGUACCAAGGACCUCCUGAUGAUGAUGUUCACCGUUUCAGUCCCUUGAGGGCCAUACCAACGGCACCGCAAAUGUCGACUCAUCCAGAACAUGCUUUUUCGACCAGUCCUCCAGCUCCCCCACCCAUUCCAGCAGACCCUCUGCGAGAGUUAAGUCCGAAGAAGAGCGAUGUCCAGUCUCGCAAGGAACGAGCUCGAGAAGAAAAAGAGCGAAAAGCCGCCGAAAAGGACAAGGAAAAAGCCGAGAAACAAAGGAGAAAAGAGCUAGAAGCGAAACGCAGAGAUGAUUUGAAACGUGAAGAGGCAGAACUCAAAGCGGCACUUGAAGCAAGUAAAAUAAGCAAAGCCGAACAAGAUAAAAAGGCGCACGCAGAGAACGGGGAAAAUGGGCAUAAGACGCUUGCUGGUGGUUUGAACCGAUUCCGACGCAGUAGCAAGAGCCUGAGUCAUCGGUUCACAUCAAAAGAGGGCAAACGGGCAACAUCGGCUGAGUUUUCACGGUCAGAUCUUCUUUCUGAGAAUGGAAUACCUCCUGAGAGCAACAAACUCCAAGAGCAUGUCAUUGAAGAGGAUGUACCAACAACAACACCAGCCAUUCCUGAAUCCUCACCGGGACGUCCGUCACUGGAUGCAUCCAAGGGGAAAAACGACAGAGACAAAGCCAAUCACAAAUGGAAAGGGUUUGGGCUGAGAAAGAAAUCAAUGAGCCUGAUGAGUUAGCUUUGAUCCCAAGCCCAUCCACCGUUCUUCCAUUCUCGUACAUAGUCAGACGAACUUCAUUUUGAUGGAGUAUGUUCUUUCAAAAAGUAACAUUGGUGCCUUUUAGACGAGAAUACGCCUUGAUGUUCUCGCAAUUUCAUGCACGCAAUGAUGUUUUAUUACCUUUGCUUCUAUACCCUUUUAUUCGGAAACAUUGGUUUACCAUCAAGGCGUUUAUCGGUUAGGCAGCUACGAAUGGUUAUGAUUUUGCUUUCUAUCCUGGGUAUUGUAUUGUUUACAGGCAUAAGCAUGCUUUGAUUUCUGUACGCUACGAGUCUAAUCUCGUGAUGUGAUAGACAGUGCGAACAAACACAG
Molecule: messenger RNA, 3091 nt
Organism: Talaromyces proteolyticus
Lineage: Eukaryota; Fungi; Ascomycota; Eurotiomycetes; Eurotiales; Trichocomaceae
Exons: 4
Coding region: 437-2737 (766 amino acids)
Biological process (GO): protein deubiquitination
Cellular component (GO): cytosol; nucleus
Molecular function (GO): cysteine-type deubiquitinase activity; cysteine-type endopeptidase activity
Source: RefSeq, a predicted model, not a curated record